Messenger RNA from Tetrahymena thermophila SB210, 987 nucleotides. RefSeq lists its product as hypothetical. The transcript has 3 exons. The record is from RefSeq and is a predicted model, not a curated record. Lineage: Eukaryota; Ciliophora; Oligohymenophorea; Hymenostomatida; Tetrahymenidae.
AUGAGUAAAGAAGAAACUAGAAAAAACCAUACUUGUUUAAGCUGCUAGCGUACCAUCGACUCUAGAGAUUUAGCAUCUAUGCAGUGCGGACAUCCUUACCAUUACCAGUGCUUGCAAAUCUCUUUGAAACAACAAAUAAAAAAUGCUUAGUAUCCUAUCUGCUGUCCUAUCCCAAACUGCUCAAUAGAGCCUAGUAUGUACUUCAUGAGUGUGGUUUUGGAAGAACCCGACUUUAAAUCGUACUUAAUUUUAGAAAAGAACAACAUCUAGUCAUUUCAUAAUUAUGAAUGUCCAGUUUGUGAUUAAUCUUUUAUGGCUUAUCCUUCAAACUAAUACCACAAAUGCCUCAAAUGUUAUAAGAUAAUUUGCCUCUAAUGUAAAAAUCUGUCUCACCCAGGAAAAAAAUGUUAAAAGCAAUAUUUAACUGACAAAGAAGUUGUUGACCAAUUGCCUUAAUUAAAGACACCCACAAACUUAAAAAACUAAAUUUCGCAAAAUGCCUCUAUUCAUCUCAGAUCUCACUCUGUUAGUAAAAGAAAUGAAAGUGAGCAAGGAAAGACAAAAUAAGAUUCAAGCGACCUUAAAGAUUCUACUUUAUUCUCAAGCUCUUCUAGCACAAACAGGCCUAAUUCAUUAAAUAAAUAUUCAACUGCUUCUACGGCUUCAAAUUCAGGAAUACCUAGCUUAACAAAUAUAAACUAGUACAGUAUGAAAAAAGGUAGUCUAAUUAAUGAAAAUAUGAAUUAUAGCAGCGCUACUUAGACUCUAAGAUCUAGGAAUAUUUUUUAGCCUCUAAAUCAAUAAAUAAAACCAUUAUCUAAUGAUAUUGAAGUAUUAGUUCGCGACAGCUAAUAUUCAAGAGCAAAUUUAUGCAAAUCAAAUAAUACCUUAAAUAUUUAAAUUAAUAACAAUGAAAACAAACAUUUUGAUGCUCUUAACUAAUUAAAAAAGUAAACAAAAGUCCUUCUAUAAAAAAAUAGCUGCUGA